UUCUCAUUCAGUUCAAUCGAUCGAUACCCAACGACUCAAAGCUGACCUGCAUUGAUUGAGUCACAAGCGAUCUUCUAACCCGUUCUAUUUCUCCUCUUUGGCUGGUGGGUAGUUUUCGAACUAGGCCAUGUUAUCCAAAUUAGCCAAGGUUCACCUCUGUGCCGGCAGAGGAGCUGUCAAGGCUGUUGCCAAUACUAAUCUGCAGAAUGCUGUUUUCGGAAUCAGACCAUUUUCUCAUGAAGUCGCAGGGAAGUGCGUGGAUCCUGCCCUUGGGUUAACUUCUGACCAAUUGGCAAUACAAGAAAUGGCAACUGACUUCUCUCGCAAUGAGCUGGACCCAGGGAGAAAUGACUGGGAUGAAAAAGAAAUAUUUCCGAAAGACGUAUUGAAGAAGUCAGCUGAACUAGGCUUUGGUGGUGUAUAUGUCAGUGCGGAAGGUGGUGGCUCGGGCCUUUCACGUGUUGAUGCUUCAGUGAUCUUCGAGGCUUUGUCCGCAGGCUGCACGAGCACAACAGCUUACCUGAGUAUUCACAAUAUGUGUGCUUGGAUGGUGGACACAUUUGGAGACCGCGAGCAGCAUGCUGGUUUGCUGAAAGACUUAGUGAGCAUGGACCGGUUUGCAUCGUAUUGCCUGACAGAACCCUGUGCUGGUAGUGAUGCGGCUGCACUGAAGACUACAGCUGUACGUAAAGGGGAUGAGUACGUACUGAAUGGAACAAAGGCAUUCAUUAGUGGUGGAGGUGACAGCGAUGUGUACUUAGUGAUGGUACGAACUGGCCAGCUCGAUGCCGGUGCUAAGGGUAUUACAUGCCUUGCUGUGGACAAGGGCUCGCCAGGCCUUAGCUUUGGCAAGAAGGAAAGAAAAGUGGGAUGGAACAGCCAGCCAACACGUGCAGUGAUAUUUGAAGACUGCCGGGUACCUGUCACGAACCGCAUCGGUGACGAAGGUCAAGGAUUUAGCAUUGCCAUGCGUGGAUUGAAUGGAGGUCGGCUCAACAUAGCAUCGUGCUCUCUCGGUGCAGCGCAGCGAUCACUGGAGCUGGCGCGGGAUCACGUGAAGAUACGCGAAGCGUUUGGCAAGCCCCUUAUUGAACUGCAAAACAUCCAGUUUGAAUUGGCGUCCAUGGCGACUGACCUGGUUGCUAGCCGAUUGUUGGUACGUCAGGCAGCACAUGGUCUCGACACGGAGCAAGCGUGUCAUGUGGCUCUCUGUUCUAUGGCUAAGCUCUUUGCCACUGAGAAGUGCUUCCAGAUCUGUGAUCGCUCACUACAGUUGUUUGGCGGAUAUGGCUAUCUACUAGAUUACCCUGUACAGCAGUUCAUGAGAGAUACACGCGUCCAUCGCAUACUCGAAGGCACCAACGAGAUCAUGAAGGUAAUUGUGGCAAGAGAUAUGAUGUAAACUGUUGCAAGUCCGGCAGUUUAGGGAAGUGGUAUAAAUCGUAUAAUAAUGUGCAGCCUAUUUGACGGUGAAGUGUUCCGAAUCAUUUCUUGUUGAGGGCUUUGCCUGGUAAUAUUGUUUUGUAAGAUUAUGGGUUAUGUUUGUGUGGUGUGUCUUGUACCCGUAUUGUACCCGUAGUGUACCCGUAUUGUACCCGUAUUGUACCCGUAUUGUAGUCAGGCUGAGUAUGUACUAUGUAUGUACUAUGUAUGUCCAGGAAUGGCGUUACUUGAUUUCCUGUUCUUCUUGUUUUCGGAUAUACCGGACAAGUGAAUGUUUUGUACUUUUGUAGACUUGUCUGUAUGUGUAUAUGUGCGCCAUGUUGUGUCGCUGAGCUUGGUACUGGCUACUGCAUUGCUGUCAUGUGUGCUCACUGAGAGGACGGUAAUCGGGUAUUCCCCCUCGCCAUGUGCACUUCUGUAAGAUUGUGUAUCCUUGUUGUUCAUUGUAGUAUUUGUUUCAUACACUCGGUAGUAGUAUACUGUAGCAGUGUAAGCAUCUCUUUACUCGUUUUUAACCUGUGCAUGUGAUCCUUUUUCAAUAAAAAAAUCAUCCGGUAUGAUUGUCAGUUCUAGUACUAAGUUACUUUGUCUACAAGUUAUGUGUUUCCAUGGUGACUAUGCAGUGUGAUGUAGACGAUGACUUACACUGUGACAAUGACGUAGAGUAGUACAUCUACACGUAGAGUAGUAUAUCUACACGUAGAGUAGCAUAUCUAAGUAGGUGCUGUCUACUCACUAUAGUCAUAGUGCAUAGUGUGUACAUAAUAUAAUUUUAUGGAAUAUUUACCAGUGUGUGAUUAACAUUAUUAUUUCACAGGCUGUACAGGCUGUGACCUGCAUGCACGUAUGUGUACAGACAAGCUAACCUGUUGAUUUACGUGUAGAUUCAUUUUUUGCUGCUGCUGCUGCUUUUGCGUUGCUGGUUGAAUUGAGUACUAGUAGCGACGAAUAUACUUUUGUUCUGAUCGGCAUUCCUGAUUUGCCAGGAGUUUUAUUACUUAGGUAUUUCCUUUCAGUUGAUUUAGUUAGUUUUCUUGAUUAUAGGCUAUGCCGUCUUCUAUUUUCUUAUUUUGAUUCUAUGAGCUA
Molecule: messenger RNA, 2529 nt
Organism: Sycon ciliatum
Lineage: Eukaryota; Metazoa; Porifera; Calcarea; Leucosolenida; Sycettidae
Product: isobutyryl-CoA dehydrogenase, mitochondrial-like
Exons: 1
Coding region: 128-1402 (424 amino acids)
Cellular component (GO): mitochondrion
Molecular function (GO): acyl-CoA dehydrogenase activity; flavin adenine dinucleotide binding
Source: RefSeq, a predicted model, not a curated record